Molecule: messenger RNA, 2883 nt
Organism: Myxocyprinus asiaticus (Chinese sucker)
Lineage: Eukaryota; Metazoa; Chordata; Actinopteri; Cypriniformes; Catostomidae
Product: gastrula zinc finger protein XlCGF8.2DB-like
Exons: 2
Coding region: 1220-2287 (355 amino acids)
Cellular component (GO): nucleus
Source: RefSeq, a predicted model, not a curated record
GACUCAUCGGACCAGGUGAACUUCUUCCACUCCUCCAAGGUCCAGGUCUGACGCUUGUGUGCCCAUUGUAGGCACUUUUGGUGGUGGACGGGUCAUCAUGGGCACUCUGACCUGUCUGCAGGUACGCAGCCCCAUACACAGCAGGGUGUGAUGCACUGCGUGUUGUGACACCUUCCUCCUGUAACCAUCAUUAACAUUUUCUGUGACUUGUGCCACAGACCUUCUGUCGGUUCUGAUCAGACGGGAUAGCCUUUGUUGCCCUCGCGCAUCGAUGAGCCUUGGGCACCCAACACCCUGUCGCCGGUUUGUGGUUUGUCCCUCCUCAGACCACUGUCUGUAGGUACUCACCACUGCUGACCGGGAGCACCCCACAAGCCUUGCCUUUUCAGAGAUGCUCUGACCCAGUCAUCUGGUCAUAACAGUUUGGCCCUUGUCACUCAGGUCUUUGCUCCUGCAUUCAACACGUUGACUACGAGAACUGAUUGUUCGCUUAACAUCUAAUCUACCCAGAUCUUGACAUGUGGCCUUGUUAGGAGAUGAUCAAUGUUAUUUGCUUCACCUUUGAGUGGUCAUAAUGUUUUGGCUCAUCAGUAAAUAUUUAGAACGUCAUACAGAUAGGAAAAGGUCUUAAUUAGAAUACAACACAUUUUUUCACUCUCAUACCAAAUAUAUAUAUCAGAUAAAAGCUAAGAGAAAAAGAGCACAGAGUUUAUAAAUUAUGAACAGAUGUGUCUUUUGUUGUGUUUUUGUUUGUAACAAAACAGAGUAUAAAACAGAAGAUGCUCCCGAUUAAAUCAAGCCAUAAUACAAGGAGAUAUGAUUAAUCUACUUUAAAAAUAAUCUUAAAGAAAUUUAAGAUUACUUCAGAUACCUUUUUACCAUACAGGGGGUGGUCUCUGGUUAAAAAGCGGACCAAUCACAGCUAUUGUGGUUUGCAUUGAUGCGAUGCCUGUUUGAACUUUUGCAAAGGUGCAUGUCAGGCAUGGGUUCGUUGUAGAAGUAUAAAUUGACCUUUAGCCUACAUCACCACUUCACACCCACAGAGCAAUCACAAUUCACACCUUCAGUGAAGCCUCUCUAACUGCAAUUUAUUUCUAAAUGCUGAAAAUAUUCCCAUCAUCCUACAGGUGAAGAAAGAGGAAUAAGGUGGCAUAAUAAGAGGAACAACUCCCACCGAGACCACUGAAGUCUACCGACAUACUAUUGCAAGAGUGAAGACAUGAGUGAUCCAAAACCACGCAUAAUGAAAAAUGAAGAUACUGAGGAACAAAUAGAUCUGAUGGAAGUGAAAGUGGAAAGUCAAGAACUGAAUGAUGUGGAUCAGGAACACCAUCAGUAUCAUAAAUCUGAUCAUUUCACUGAUGAAGAAUCUGUUAUUUGCUCACAGACUGAAAAACAUUUGACGCAAAUAUGGACUCCAAGAACAAGAGCCAAAAAUUCUUUCACAUGCCCUCAGUGUGGAAAAUGUUUUGCAGAGAAAAGAAAUCUUCUUUAUCACAUUAGAACUCACACUGGAGAGAAGCCUUUCACAUGCCCUCAGUGUGAAAAGAGUUUUUCACAAAAAGGAAGCCUUAAGAGUCACAUAAGAAUUCACACUGGAGAGAGGCCUUUCACCUGCCCUCAGUGUGAAAAGAGUUUUUCACAAAAAGGAAACCUUAAGAAUCACAUAAGAAUUCACACUGGAGAAAAGUCUUUCACAUGCCUUCGGUGUGGAAGGAGUUUCACAGGAAAGGAAACCCUUGAGGAUCACAUGAGAAUUCACACUGAAGAAAAGUCUUUCAUAUGUCAUCGAAGUGGAAAGAAUUUCAGAUGUGCAUCAACUUUCAAAACUCAUGUUUUCUGUCACUCUGGAUUAAAGCCAUUUAACUGUGAUCAGUGCAGCAAAGAAUUUACGUUGGCAUCAGAGCUAAAGAAACACCUGAACAUUCAUGCAAAUGAAAAGCCCUACCUGUGUUCUAUUUGUGGAAAAAGGUUCUCACAGCAAAGCAGUUUUAAUGCACACUGCCUCAUCCACACCAGUGUGAAAGGUCAUGUAUGCUCAGAGUGUGGAGAAGCUUUUAACAGAGUUUACGAUUUGAAACGGCACCAAAGAAUCCAUACUGGAGAAAAACCUUACAAGUGUCCACAUUGUGAAAAGAGUUUCAUUACAUUUGAACACCUGAAAAUCCAUGUGAGAGUGCAUACUGGAGAAAAGCCGUACCACUGCACUUCAUGUGGGAAGAAUUUCACCCAAUCAAGUAGUCUAAAUAGGCAUUUAAAAAAGCAUUGUACAAAGUUGUCAAACUGAGCAAAGUUCAUUUUCAGGGUCAAUGCUGUGAAAUUAAAUAACACAAAUUAUAUUUCAUGAUCAGAAACUAAAUCUUCUUAGAUGUUACUGCUCCAUACAGAGUUCUGGUAUACAAGAAGAGAAGCAGAUUCUCUGAAUGAGUGAGAGGACCGGAUCAUGAAAGUAAAGGAGCAGAGAUGUAGAAAAUAUUUUGUUUUAACCUCUUCGUACGUGAGUUCUAAUGUACUGACUAAUACCCCAGCAUUACACUUUACAGCAGACUCACUGGAGGGCAGAUUUUAUAUUAUUAAACAUAAUUUGAUUUUAUACGUUUAUAAAAAUUUUGAGAUUGCAAUUGAGGUUAACGCUAUGUGCGCAGCCGUGUUGUUUACGUGCUCAUGGAAUUCUGAGAUCAUCAUAGCAAAGAUGGUUCUUCAAGGCCUUUCACUUGUUGCCCCGGAACUGGUGUAAAUGAGUGGUGGAAGAACUGGAAGAAAGCUCAAAUGGACUACCUAAAACAUUAUUUGUUUGAUAUAAAAAAAAUUUUUUUUUUAAAAAGGCAGCGACUAUUUUCACUAGCUAAGUGCAAAUAGUGUUAUAUGCUAUUACACUCCUAA